AUGGCAGGUGUUGUCCAUCGCCACCACCACUUUGCCAGGAGAGGAUACCGUCAAAGGGUGUAUGUUGAACGUACCAAGCCACUAGACCAAUACACCACUGAGAAGCUGUAUGUCCGGUUUCGCUUUGGGAAGGCUGAUAUAGAGUACCUUGUGAACCUUCUCAGGCCAAAACUUCAACACAGAACCCAAAGGAGUCACGGUCUGUCUGUGGAAGACCAGAUCCUCAUUGCUCUCCGAUUUUAUGCAUGUGGGACUUUCUAUCAAGUUGUUGGUGACUAUAUGGGAGUGGUGAAAUCAGCUGUGUGUGAUGUGGUGAGAGAUGUCUCAAUCACACUGGCCAGCCUGGUCAAUGAAUUUGUUUCUUUUCCAAAGGACAACCAGAUUGCCCAGGCCAAGCGCAGCUUUUUUCUUUUGGGGAAUAUGCCCAAUACUAUUGGAGCAAUCGACUGCACACAUGUGCAUAUACAAGCACCUCGUGAGAAUGAAUGGGAGUUUAUAAACAGAAAGGGGAGGCACAGCAUCAAUGUCCAACUUGUGUGUGAUGCUGACCUCAUCAUCCCCAACUGUGUUGUCAAGUGGCCUGGGUCUGUCCAUGAUGCACGCAUCCUGAGGGAGAGCGCUCUAUAUAGAGACCUCCAAACCAACCGACCGGAUGGCAUAAUAUUAGGAGACAGUGCCUACCCACUCCUACCAUGGCUGAUGACUCCUUUUCUAACAGCAAAUACACCGGCACAAGCACGCUUCAACACUGCUCAUUGCAGAGCAAGAUGUGCAAUUGAGCGUUUAAAUGGGGUUCUUAAGAGGCGCUUUGCAUGCCUUAACUACCUGAGAGCAGAAACACAGAAAGCAUGCAACAUAACCCUUGCCUGUAUUGUCCUGCACAACAUUGCUACUAAGCGCAAUGUCCCUCUCUGUGCUGACAAUGAUGCACCUGAGCCCCUUGGAGACCCUAACCAACCUCCUGCAUUCUACCAGAAUGAGCAAACAGGACGUGCAACAAGGGACGCAAUAGUUAGACAUUAUUUCUGAUUUGGAUUGGUUUUGGAUUUCAAAAAUCUGUGAUUGCCAUUCUUUGCAUUUUUUGGGUUAUUCUGUAAUCAUUGCAUGCAUCACUAAUA
Molecule: messenger RNA, 1118 nt
Organism: Misgurnus anguillicaudatus (oriental weatherfish)
Lineage: Eukaryota; Metazoa; Chordata; Actinopteri; Cypriniformes; Cobitidae
Source: RefSeq, a predicted model, not a curated record